AAAACUUGUUGAAAAAAGAAAUAAUAAUAAAUAAUCUAAAACGGGUUCAAUAAUAUUUCAAUAUGUUCAAAUUAAUUUCGGAAAGUUGCGUAUCCACCAUAUUUCUACUUCUUCUGUUCUCCGAUUCGUCGAAUUACGCUUCCGCUGCCUGCAAUUCCUGCUCUGUUACGACUAAUUUAGCCUGCGUUUCGAAAACGGAGUUCUCAGUGUGCGUCAAUGGCUUACCAACGGGAACAGCGUCUGGUUGCCCCGAUGGAUAUAUUUGCUCGACAACUGCGGCCAGCAUCUGCGUAUCGAGUACCGGUACGAGUAUAGUAGGCGAUUGCGAAGAAUGCAAAACCUGUGAUUCCUCCCAUACCUUUGCCUGCACUGGUGUACGCACGUACGCCCUUUGUUUAGGCACAGACUCCAUUAGUGAUUUGGGUGGCAGUUGUGCGCCCUAUCAUGUAUGUAGUAUCGACUAUCCGUACAUAUGCGGCAAUGAAACUUUGGGGAUUACACCCACGUGUUCGACUGCUGAUGGAACAGAUACCACAACUACAACUGAGACUACCACAACGGCGAUUGCGACGACUACUUCAGGUUCGGUAAUCGUGACCGAUCCAGUUGCAUAUUGCCAAACCUUACAACAAAGUGGUCGCUUUCCUGUCGGUAAUGAACUUUCGACAACCUGUAAACAGUAUGUCUACUGUUUCGUAAAUAACAGCGUUUGGAGUGGCGUACUCUACUACUGCCCGGGUGAUACUUAUUUCGAUAGUACUACACGAUAUUGUUCACCGACAAUACCGGCCCGUUGCAGCAGUUCACGACGGUCAUUGUAUCUGCGAGGUUAUGAAAUAGUUUUCGAUGAUGGCGAAAUAAUCGAAUGAAUAAUACCGAUUAUGAGAGGUUACACAGUUGAGCAGUUAUAAAUGGAAUAUGAGGUCGAGGAAUUUUGUAAAGGAGGGAACUUUGUAGUGAAAGUUCUGAAAAUAUGAAGUGUUCGCUAUUAUGACGUCAACGUAACAGUACUUGUUGUCAAAACUGCCACAAACUACGUAACUCUGUAUUCUCUCACAAAGGUCGCUCAUUAUUACAUAUCUUAUUAGUUAAACUACCAGUUCGGUUAGGUUAGGUACCUAACACUGACCUAACCUAACCUAAAGUACCAGUAUUAUGCAUUUAAAUAAAUAAGAACAAGCUGAAACAGUACUUUGAAAAAAACUUAUGAAAA
This is a messenger RNA of Bactrocera tryoni, 1213 nucleotides long. RefSeq lists its product as uncharacterized. The record is from RefSeq and is a predicted model, not a curated record. Bases 63 to 869 code for a protein of 268 amino acids. The transcript is spliced from 4 exons. Gene Ontology annotation, cellular component: extracellular region. Lineage: Eukaryota; Metazoa; Arthropoda; Insecta; Diptera; Tephritidae. Gene Ontology annotation, molecular function: chitin binding.